AUGAAGACGCUUUUGCUGCCAUUAAAGGUCAAGGAUACAGAGAGCAUAAAUUGGUCGAAGGCGCUAGCUGCAUAUCUCAAAAGGUCAUAUGGCUCCUCCACGUGGAGCCAGUUCUUCAACACAAAAUUAGCUGAGGAUUUGGAUCACUUGAGGAACAACGCUAAUGGGACUCUUGCGCCGGAAGCUCUCCUGGAACAGAAUUUCCUGUACUACGCGUUUUUAGAGCAGCUUCAUCUUCGCCUGGGUAAUAACUCAACACAGCUGAAGCUGGAGUUUACUUGGUACGAUGCAAGUUACACGUCUCAGAGCGCCUCUCAAAAAUACACCCAGCGUACAGUGGCUUUUGAGAAGUCUAGUGUGCUCUAUAACCUGGGCGCUUUAAUGACCCAAGUGGCCAAGGAUAAACUUGAAAGCGACAUCAAGGUAUCAAUCACUUACAUGUCGAAAGCCUUUGGAAUAUUUCAAUACCUGAGCGAGAACUUUCUUAACUCGCCAUCUGUUGACCUCCAAGCUGAAAAUACGUCGCUUCUCGCUGAUAUAUGCCAUGCAGAGGCACAAGAACUUUUCCUGCUCAAAGUGAUAAAUGGUCCAGACGUCACGAAACAUGCGUCUUUAAUUGCUAAGUUGUCUCUUAUGGCGUCCUCCCUUUAUCAGAAAGUUCUCGAUACCCUCAAUGGCAACCCUGAUACUAACACCUCAGAAGUUUCAUAUGGAGAACCGAAGUGGAAGAGUAUCAUCAGUUGCAAGUGUUCUGUUUACAAAAGUAUCUCAGCUUAUAAUAACGCUCUUGCUCUGGAACAAGCUGGAAGAUUCGGGGAUGCAAUAGGGUUUUUGCAAUCGGCCAAUGACUUUAUCAUCUCCGCAAUGGCUCAAAAACUUUACGUGAAAGAUAGUAUUGACCUGGAGUCUAUAAAGUCGUUGAUCGCCGACAAACAGAAGACGCUUGUCAAAGACAAUGAUUUUAUCUACCAUGACAGCGUACCCCCAAGUACCUCGCUGGAGUCGAUAAAAAGCAUGGAUGCUGUAAAAAUGCAGACGCUUCCUCAGCAGCUCGAUACAUAUAUGGAAAAGGUGACAGAACCUGCUGACGCACUGUUCAAGGGAAUAAUUCCAUUGGAGGUGUAUGAGAAGGAGAGUAUUUAUUCUGAACAAAAAGCUGCGCUUUUAAGAAAGGAGCUAGAAGUUGCUGAUACUGCAGACUGGGAAUAUUCUUCUUUCAUAGAGUUCACUACUCUACCCAAGCUACUUCGUGAUCUGCGUGAUACCUAUACUUUGACGGGAAAAAAAAGCUCUAGUGGGAAUCCCCAACUAUCGAUUAUGAGAGACCAGGUUAACUCUUGGUCAAGAUCGGUUCGUUCCAGCCCUUACAACGACGUUGAAGCUCAAAUGAAGCUGAUUAUAGAGAAAAGGAAACGUGUUCUUGAGCUAUUAGCUUUAAGUCCCACUGAAAGCAAAGAAAAUGCCGUGAAACUCAAAUCCUCCCUAGUUGCUGCGUCCAAAUCUGACGAGAAGCUUUUCUCAUUUGUUGAACCUUACAGACAUGAAAUUAAUCUAUUAAGAAACUCUAACACCCUAAUAAAAAAGUGGGAUCAGCUGAGCUCUUUCCAAAGCCAGGAGCCAAGCCUGCUUGAUCUUGAUGAUUCUAAAAACGAGGAAAUUUUAUCAAAGAUUGGGUAUAUAUCCGAGCAACAUGAGAAACUUAAAGUGCUAAAGGAUGAAAGGUCGAGGAUAGUUCAGGACCUGAAACGUGACGUCAAUGAAGACGAUAUCACCAAUGUAAUAAUAAUGAAGCGGGGCGCUUCAGACGCCAAUUUGAAGCAGCUAUUCGAAAAAGAGCUGGAAAAGUUUAAGCCCUUAAGCACAAGGAUAGAGGCGACCAUCUUCAAGCAAAGUAGCAUCAUAAACGCUAUUAAGAUAAGUCUCGAUGAAUUAUUUAAGCUGACAGGGGUCAAUGAGGAUGCUUCAGAAAACGAUCCCAAUUCAUUGGAACGAAACGAAUUGUACAAGAAGUUGAAUCAGGCGUUCACCAGCUUCUCUGUAUUCGCCAACGACCUCCCUAAAGGUCUAAACUUUUAUGAUGCCUUACUCAAGAUGACCUCUGAUUUAGCCUCUUCGCCUUCUGCGAAACGGAGCAUCGACGAAUUGAAGACAGCUCCGUCACUAAGACAAAUGGAGAGUGACUUUGGACAGCUCAGCCUUUCAGAAACAUCAAAUGAAGGUCAGUUUCAUACCCAUGCCGGAGCAGGACUACCGCCUGUUCCGCCCAGGACUUACGGCGGAAAUUCAGGUGCCGGGCUCAACUCGGAAAAUCCUGUUCCGCCGAUCCCACCCAAGAGACAGGUUUACGGUUUAGCCGGUCUUAUGAGUGGCGGCGCGCAAAGCGAUACCCAGGCGCUGGAGCAAAAUCCAACCUCAUUCUACAAUAACCCUUCAGUUUUUGAUGAGAGCUUAUAUUCUCGGUACAGCGGUUGA
Messenger RNA from Lachancea thermotolerans CBS 6340, 2472 nucleotides. It is a transcript of the gene BRO1, whose product is annotated as Bro1p. The transcript has a single exon. Bases 1 to 2472 code for a protein of 823 amino acids. The record is from RefSeq and is a predicted model, not a curated record. Gene Ontology annotation, cellular component: endosome. Lineage: Eukaryota; Fungi; Ascomycota; Saccharomycetes; Saccharomycetales; Saccharomycetaceae. Gene Ontology annotation, biological process: protein transport to vacuole involved in ubiquitin-dependent protein catabolic process via the multivesicular body sorting pathway. Gene Ontology annotation, molecular function: protein binding.